Messenger RNA from Pseudomassariella vexata, 2422 nucleotides. RefSeq lists its product as uncharacterized. Gene Ontology annotation, biological process: protein folding; protein peptidyl-prolyl isomerization. The record is from RefSeq and is a predicted model, not a curated record. The transcript is spliced from 3 exons. The coding region runs from base 202 to 2079 and encodes 625 amino acids. Lineage: Eukaryota; Fungi; Ascomycota; Sordariomycetes; Amphisphaeriales; Pseudomassariaceae. Gene Ontology annotation, molecular function: protein binding; peptidyl-prolyl cis-trans isomerase activity.
AAUAGACCUCGGCGCACCAGUUGGGCCCUGGAACGGUGCACCAACUGCCCGUGGGGUUGCAUCGGAGGUUGGCAUCUCCAACGCGCCCGGUCGGGCGUCGUCAAUGCUGCAACUAAAUUUCGCGACUCAACAGCUGAGUAGCAAGGGGCUUGCACAGAAGCUUUGUCAGGACGCCGUAGCAGCACUUCACCCGUCUUCGCCAUGACAGCUGUACAAGAAGAAGAUGCCACAAAUUCGAACAAGCGCAGUCAUUCCGAUUUUGCGGAGCAAGAUGGUUCUGACAGCUCCUCGGACGAUGACAUGGGACCACAGCUCCCCUCAGUGGCCCCAAAGAAGAAACGACGAGUCCUCCCAUACCAAAAGUUGUACAUAUCAGCCCUUCCCACGUCGGCGCGAUACUCCAAAUCCCUGAUGCACAAGGAACAGGUUUCUUUCGUGACUGUGACGCCGUUGACCGACUUCCUCAUUACAAGCUCAGUCGACGGGGUUGUCAAAUUUUGGAAGAAGGACGGGCAGGGUAUCGAGUUUGUCAAAGAGUUCAAGGCGCACCACGGCGAGAUCCAGUCCGUCUCGGUCAGCCAAGAUGGGCGAAGCUUUGCGACAGCCGGCACCGACAAGACCAUCAAGAUAUUUGACGUUAUUACCUUCGACCUACUAUCCAUGAUAGCUCUUGAAUACACGCCCAAGUGCAUAUGCUGGGUGCACAAACGUGGUGCUUCCCUCCCGCUACUGGCCGUGUCCGACGAUUCGAACCCCCUGAUCAAUAUCUAUGAUGGACAGGGCGAAAGCCAGACCCCAAUACACACCAUCAAGAGUCUCCAUAGAAGCAUUGUAUCCCUGAUGGGUUUCAACGAUGCGUAUGAUUGCGUGGCUUCCGCCGAUGAGAGUGGAAUGCUCGAGUACUGGAGUCCGAGCAACAACUACGAAAAACCAGACAAUGUGUUCCAAUACAAGAGCUCUACGAACCUUUUCGAUUUCAAGAAGGCCAAGUCAGUGCCUGUGUCUCUGACAAUAUCACCUUCGGGCCACCAAUUCGUCACAUUGUCGAUGCCUGAUCGCAAGAUUCGAAUAUUUGAGUUUGCCACGGCAAAGCUGUACAGGACAUAUGAUGAGUCUCUCCAGGUCAUUGAAGAGAUGCAGCAGGCAGGAACAUCUAUGCAGAAGCUGGAAGACGUGGAAUUUGGGAGGCGUCUCGCGGCAGAACGCCAGAUUGAGUCAACUGAUCUACGGAACAAGGUCAACGUGAUAUUUGACGAGUCGGGUCAUUUCAUCCUGUACGGUUCCAUUUUGGGCGUCAAGGUCCUGAACACCUUCACAAACCACAUUGUAAAAAUCUAUGGCAAGGACGAGAACCUGCGGCCUGUCAAUUUGGCCAUCUAUCAAGGCCAACCGCAGAAGAAAGGGGUGACGACGGUGGCCAUGGCCGCAUCCAACAAUCCCCUGCUUCAAGAGUCGGAGACGCGGGAUCCCAUGCUUGUUUCCACCGCAGUCGGAAAGCAACGUUUCUACAUGUUCACCAACGACGAGGAAAUAUCGCGAUCACAACGAGACAUUCAGAACGAGAAACCGACGAUGCUGGGUGCGAAGAAGGCCCAGCAGACGAAGGUAGCUGAGACUGGCACCGCCGCCAUCAUCCACACUUCGUACGGCGACAUUCAUAUUCGUUUGUUCCCGGAUGCGGCACCCAAGGCGGUUGAGAACUUCGUCACGCACUCGAAGCGUGGAUAUUACAACAACACGAUCUUCCACCGAGUGAUCCGAAAGUUCAUGAUCCAGGGCGGAGACCCGCUCGGGGACGGUACAGGAGGCGAGAGUAUCUGGAACAAAGAAUUCGAGGAUGAGUUCUCGACUCUCAGGCACGACAAGCCAUAUACUGUCAGUAUGGCAAAUGCAGGUCCCAACACGAACGGCAGUCAGUUUUUCAUCACUACAGAAAAGACGCCGUGGCUCGAUAACAAACACACCAUCUUUGGGCGGGCAACCCAAGGGCUGGAUGUGAUUCACAAGAUCGAGAACGUGCGCACUUACAAGGAGAAGCCUGAAGAGGACAUCAAGAUUCUCAAUAUCGACGUCGUAUAGCAUUGGGCUAGGGGGGAUUCUUGGUUAUGAUCAAUUGAGCCACAAACCACGAUGGCACUCGGCGGUCCAGAAGCCGUCUCUCUCUCUCGGUCAGAGCAACCAAUCAUAAUGACGACUUUCUAACGAGCCGUUGCAAUAAGCGGCUUCGGUCAAGUUCCUUGAUAACGGUUAGUGGGAAGGCGGAGUGGGGUCCACUCAGAUCUUGGUUACCUGAGAUGGGCGGAUACGUAGUAACUGUUAGAUAAGUUGCAUCGGCAUGAAGCGGCGCAGCGUUGCCGGCUGGUCAAUCCAUCCUAGCUUCGGCCGGGCUCUUAUCAAUGUUGCCCAUGCUAGUUCGAACACG